Messenger RNA from Ophidiomyces ophidiicola, 1521 nucleotides. RefSeq lists its product as uncharacterized. Gene Ontology annotation, molecular function: ionotropic glutamate receptor binding; synaptic receptor adaptor activity. NCBI's taxonomy places the organism in Eukaryota, Fungi, Ascomycota, Eurotiomycetes, Onygenales, Onygenaceae. The record is from RefSeq and is a predicted model, not a curated record. Bases 1 to 1521 code for a protein of 506 amino acids. Gene Ontology annotation, biological process: signal transduction. The transcript is spliced from 3 exons.
AUGGCGUUUCCUACUGCAUAUCAUCAUGCAGACUCGGAUGCUGACGACGAGUACGAACGCAGUGUGGUAAUUUCGCCCCGGCUUGUCGAUGACUCUGAGGCCUCUCCAACAGAUUCCGAGCCUCCAUCCGCAGAAAACACCCCUACCACCUUUGGGAAUCUAGCAGAUGACCAUAAUUCGCCAAUGUCGUCCAUAAUAGAAUGGUCCGCUGAGGAGUGUGCAAAUUUUGCUAUAGGCCUUGGCCUAAAACAGUACCGUGAUUCUUUUAUAGACAACGAUAUUGUCGGGGAAGCCCUCGUGGCAUUAAGACAUGAUGAGUUGAAAGAGUUAGGAAUGUCGAGUGUCGGCCACCGACUCACCCUCUUGAAGAGUGUAUAUGAGAUUAAAGUAAAACAAGGGGUGUCUUUUGAUCCAGAUCACUAUGUCCCUCUGUCCGCCGAACAGAGCAACGCAAAAGAAGUAGCCACUCAAGAAGAUGUUGCUCUCCUAAUACGGACUAUUCGCAAACGAGACGAAAGACUUGCUGCGGCAGAAACGGAAUUACGAAAAUUGGCAGACGAUUAUAGGAAGUUGCGAGAAGAGUUGUUACCAGUGUUCAAAAUGGCCAAAGACAGGUCGCAGCCAUUACCAUAUCAGCCUGCAUCAUAUGGGGGAUCAACAUUAGUUUCAGAAUAUUCCCAUGACCAGGCUGCAGUCUCUCCUUCUAUGGCGAAUUCGCAAGACAAAGGCUCUGCUAGUCUUUCUAGGACUUUCUCAAAGAAACUAUUCGCUGGGGGAACUACCCCAAAGACUAAUUCUCCCACACAUAUCCCUCAAUCCAUACCCGAAGGACGGACGUACACCGAUAGUUCUUCUCUGGAUCCAUCUGCUGCCGCAAUUGCUGCUUCAACUCAUUUAACGGCUUCCAUGAACGGCGGCCAACCCUCGCCGAAGGGCAUCCCAUCCCCCACAUCGCCUGCAAGUUUCUAUCCACAACAGACCCUUGCAUCCAGGUCCUACUCCCGUGAGACUCAAUGCACAAAUCGGCCCUAUGACCACCCAGAAGAUCCACAAUCACAGCAACGUCAAGACCGUUCUACUCCCUGUUACCCUAGUUCUAGCAAUGGCCAACCCGGCUCGCGCGAUCGAAACGAUUCCACGGGGCCUAGCGUUGAGAUAUUCAAAUCUUUCCGCGUUUCCAUGGAGGACCCAUGCUACAAAGUUCUCCCUGCUGCCCUUAAAAAAUAUAAUAUACAUGAAGAUUGGAGACAUUACGCCCUCUAUAUCGUUUAUGGCGAUCAAGAGCGCUGCCUUAGCCUUGAAGAAAAGCCACUAAUUCUGUUCAAACAACUGGCUAGCGAAGGCCAGAAGCCUAUGUUUAUGCUCAGAAGACAAACGCCAGUAAGUGAUGGCACGGCAACGAGCAUGUAUUCGAGCAGCGGGAUCGGGUUUCCUCCGGGGAGUGGCAAUGUCGAUGCAGGUGGCGGAGGAAUAGCCCGGCCACAGCCUGGAGCCAUUCAAUUACCUGGAGGUGUUUUGUGA